Molecule: messenger RNA, 3589 nt
Organism: Mugil cephalus (flathead mullet)
Lineage: Eukaryota; Metazoa; Chordata; Actinopteri; Mugiliformes; Mugilidae
Gene: tmprss15
Product: transmembrane serine protease 15
Exons: 28
Coding region: 80-3250 (1056 amino acids)
Biological process (GO): proteolysis
Cellular component (GO): membrane
Molecular function (GO): serine-type endopeptidase activity; protein binding
Source: RefSeq, a predicted model, not a curated record
AAGGAGCAUCAGAAGAAAAACUCUCUGGUUCAGGUCGGAUCUGCUGCAUCGAGACAGAACCAGCAGGUAAACAGUCGGGAUGAAAAUGAAGAGAACUCUGUCAUCCUUGGAGAUCCUCCUCAUUGUCCUCAUCGUCCUCCUCCUCCUCUGCUGCGUCGGACUCAUCGUGGUCUCAUGGAUCGCCCUGAAGCCUGAAGGAGCCGUUGAGCCAGGGAAGCUGUCGGGUCAGAUGGUGAUCACUGAUGGAGCCGAGUUCUCUGAGGAGCUGAGGAACUCCAGCAGUCUACAAUUCCGAAGUCUGGCCUACGACGUCCAGGAGCUGGUCUCUGAUGCAUUCAGUCUCUCUCAGCUCCGAUCGAUCUUCAAGAAGUGUCAGGUUCAACACUUCAGUCCUGGCAGUGUGCUGGUGACCCUUGACCUCUGGUUUGAUCAGCUGAUCGAUGUAAAGGAGGCGGAGCAGCAGCUGAGGGCGGGGCUUCAGGAGGCCGAGGGCAGAGGUCUGGUUAUAGAUCUGAACAGAAUCUGGAUCACAGAUGAGACAACUACAGCACCUACAACACCUACAGCACCUACAACUACAACACCUACGACAACUACAGCACCUACGACACCUACAACACCUACAACAACUAUGACAACUACAGCAGGGGCGUGUCCUCCUCACCAGACGUCUUGUGCUGAUUGGUCCAUGUGUGUCCUGACCGAUCAGUUUUGUGACGGCGUCCCUGAUUGUCCGGAUGCAUCUGACGAAGAUGCUUCUCACUGUGCAACAGUAUGUGAUGGACAGUUUUUCCUGAAAGGAUCGAGCGGCUGGUUUGGUUCCUCAAAGUCUGAGACCAAUAAUGGCGCCGCCUCCUGUCGCUGGAUCAUCAGUGUGUAUCCAGGACUCUCGAUGCAGAUCAACUUUCAUCAUUUUGAGAUUCAGGACAUCGACUCUCUGAGGUUUUAUGAAGGAAUUGGACCAGACAAACGCCUCUCAGCUGAGUUCUCAGGCUUCUCCUUCCCUGGGACUGUAUGGCUGCUGACUGACCAAUCAACUAUUGAGUUUACCUCUGAUGACGUCACCAUCUUGUCCGGGUUCAACGCCACCUUCAGGGCCGCCAACACCUCCAACAUGUCCAACCAGGAGAAGCUGACCUGCACCUUUGAGCAGGGCAUGUGUUUCUGGAGGCAGGACCCGGACGAUGACGACGACUGGAUUCGAAACAGUGGCCCCACGUUUCCUCCUUUAACUGGUCCAAGCGUCGACCAGACUCUGGGUAACAGCUCAGGUUUCUACAUUGUGACUCCUCUGAGUCCUGGCCACUGGCUGAAGAGCUUCAGGAUCCAUAGUCUGCCAUUGACUCCGCCCCCUCAGCCCGCCAUGUGUCUGAGCUUCUGGUACCACAUGUUUGGAGAAGAUGUCCACAUGCUCAGAGUCCUGCUCUCUCCAUCUCAACCAGAACCUGCUGUUACCGUGGUGUUCCAGAGAGACGGUAACUAUGGUGACAACUGGAACUACGGUCAGGUGACCCUCAACCUGACUUCAGAGGCCACGGUGACCUUUGAGGCGAUGAAAGAGGGAGGCAUGAGAAACGACAUUGCUCUGGAUGACAUCACGCUGACCUCUGACCCCUGUGGACCUGCCCCCCCUGAACCGACCCAUGUUCUGCCUCCUACGACCACACCCCCUAUACCACCUGACUGUGGAGGACCCUUUGACCUCUGGGAGCCAAACUCCACCUUCAGUUCACCAAAUUACCCACAAUCCUACGGGAACAAAGCAGAAUGUCUGUGGACUCUACAUGCAUUUGAGGGUCAAAAUAUCCAGCUCCACUUCCUGGACUUUGAUGUAGAAGCAGCCUACGAUGUGGUGGAAGUGCGGGAUGGGGCGGGGCUUAACUCCACCUUACUGGCCGUCCUCACAGGCAGCGAUGGCCCUGGCCACGACUUGUUCUCAACAACGAAUCAAAUGACGGUAUGGUUCUACACGGACAGUUCAGGUUACGGCCGAGGAUUCAAAGCCAACUUCUCCACAGGGGUCGAUCUGGGAUCACCAGCUCCGUGCGCCAUCGGCCAGUUCCAGUGUCAGACAGGAAGUUGUGUUCCAGGUGAACGUCUCUGUGACGGUGUGGUCGAUUGUCCUGACGCCUCCGACGAAGCUAGCUGUGUUGUGUUGCAGGUGAACGGUUCCCGUCGUCUCCACGUUCAGAUCGGCUCAUCUCUGCUUGCUGUGUGUUCGGACUCCUGGUCGUCUCACCUGUCCAACUUCACCUGUCAGUACCUGGGAUACAGGUCUGGAGAGGCCACGAUGCUCAAUGUUCUGCCACAAGAUUCCCUGUUUGCAACCAUCACCAUCACUGGUAACGGAACAAUGGAAACUACCACCAGUGAAACUUGCACCAGUGGGAAAGUGAUCUCCCUCAGCUGUAACAACCAGCCUUGUGGACUUCGUCUCGUCUCUAAUGUCUCGCGGGACUCUGGUUGGAUAGAUGAGGCGACACCUGGUGAAGGUGAUCCCAGAGUGGUGGGCGGAGUUAAUGCAGGGAAGGGGGCGUGGCCGUGGAUUGUGUCUUUGCAGUGGAAUGGACGCCAUGUCUGCGGAGCCUCGUUGAUUGGAAGCGACUGGUUAUUGACGGCGGCUCACUGUGUCUACGGGAAGAAUGUCCAGCUUCACUUGUGGACGGCCGUCCUUGGCCUCCUGUCUCAGACUGAACUGGACUCUGGUGACGUCCAGACCCGACGAGUCGAUCGCGUCGUCUUCCACCAUCGCUACGACCGCAGAACCAAGGAGGCUGACGUCGCCAUGAUGCACCUGCAGCAGCCAAUCAGUUUCAGCCGCUGGGUCUAUCCACUGUGUCUCCCUCCUGAGGGACAAGAUGUCUCUGUAGGGACAAAGUGUCUUAUCGCCGGGUGGGGGAGAGACACUGAAGGGAACCUCCCCAGUAUCCUCCAGGAAGCCCAGGUCCCUGUGGUGGGGGCGGUCCAGUGUCAGUCCUGGUUACCUGAGUACUCCCUGACCUCCAGCAUGCUGUGUGCUGGUUACCCAGAGGGGGGUGUGGACACCUGCCAGGGGGACUCUGGUGGCCCGCUAAUACGCCUGGAAGGUGGAGGCUGGACUCUGAUUGGUGUGGCCUCGUUCGGGAUUGGCUGUGGACUUCCUGAGAGACCUGGAGUCUACGCACGAGUCUCCGCCUUCUCAUCCUGGGUCGCCCAGACGAGACGCUCUUUCCCCUCUGGUCCCGCCCCUAGUUCCUCCCUCCACACCUAGUCCUUCCCUUUAGUCCCUCCCUCCAUUCCCUAGUCCCUCCCCCGACUGUUGAAUAAAAUGAAGGUGUGUGUCUGAAAAAAUGCUAAAGCUAAAGUGUUUCUGUUGUUAUUAUGUUUUUGGUAAAACAUAUUAAUGAAUAUUGCACACGAGCUAAACGAUCAUUCAUUGUAUUCACAUUUGUUUGGGCAUUAAAGGACUAGACGAGCCGCCUGUAACCUUCAUUCAAAUUCAAGUUAUUUCCUGUAGUACUGGACCAUAUUACACAACAACAGUCUAAAUGUGACAACACCAGUAACCGCACCACUUGCUUUAAUAAAUAACCAAUUCUUUUCACUGUAA